Meloidogyne enterolobii is the source of this 2139-nucleotide messenger RNA. NCBI's taxonomy places the organism in Eukaryota, Metazoa, Nematoda, Chromadorea, Rhabditida, Meloidogynidae. The record is from the annotation of a GenBank genome assembly.
AUGAGAUAUAUGGGAAAUCAAUUAGAUUCUAAACUUCGUAUAGUUGCUAUGGCCACUUCUUUAAUGAAUGCUCGUGAUAUUACACAUUGGUUAGGUUGUGAACAGAAUUAUAAUUUCCCUCCAAACGCGAGACCCGUUGCUUUGGAUUUACGUAUUGAUGGUUUUAAUCUUUCGCACACCCCAACACGUUUGUCUGCAAUGGUACGUCCUGUAUAUUCAGCAAUUUUACGUCAUGGUGGAAAAUUAGAACCUAAACCAGUUUUAAUCUUUGUUCCAAAUCGUCGUUUAACACGUUCAUUGGCAGUAGAUUUAUUAACAUAUGCUUUGGCUGAUAGACAAGAAAAUCGUUUUUUACAUAUGAAUCCAGAAGAAGAUGUUUUUGCAAAUUUGGUUGAUCGUUUAAAUGAUGAAUCUUUAAAAGAAACAAUAAAAAGAGGUGUUGGAUUUUUACAUGAAGGAACAACUAAUUUUGAUUCUGAAAGUGUACAAAAUUUGUUUAAUAGUGGAGCAAUACAGAUUUGUAUAGUUCCAUAUACAAUGUGUUAUCAAAUCCAAAUGCGUGCAUUCUUGGUAAUUCUAAUGGAUACACAAUUUUAUAAUGGAAAACAUAAUGCUUAUGAAGAUUAUCCAAUUGGUGAUGUUUUACAUAUGGUUGGAUUAGCUAAUUUACAGAGAAGAAAUGAUGAAGGUGCUUGUCAAUGUGUUUUAAUGUGUCAAUCAUCAAAAAAAGAUUUUUAUAAAAAAUUUCUAUUUGAACCUUUACCUGUUGAAUCUCAUUUGGAUCAUUGCUUACAUGAUCAUUUUAAUGCUGAAAUUGUUACAAAAACUAUAGAAAAUAAACAGGAUGCAAUAGAUUAUUUAACCUGGACUUUGUUAUAUCGUCGAAUGACACAAAAUCCGAAUUAUUAUAAUUUACAUGGAACAAGUCAUCGACAUUUAUCAGAUAGUUUAUCAGAUUUGGUUGAAUCAACAUUAAAAGAUUUGGAAAAUAGUAAUUGUAUAACUGUUAAAGAUGAAAUGCAUACAAAUCCUUUAAAUUUGGGAAUGAUUGCUGCAUAUUAUUAUGUUAGCUACACAACUAUUGAAUUGCUCUCACUUUCAUUAAAACCAAAGACCAAAUUGCGUGCAAUAAUUGAAAUUAUUUCAAAUGCAACAGAAUUUUCAUCAUUACCAGUUCGUCACAAAGAGGAAGUAACACUUAAAAAAUUGGCUGAUCGACUUCAAGGACAAGUUAAAAAUCAAAAAUGGAAUAGUCCACAUGUUAAAGUCAAUCUUUUACUUCAUGCCCAUUUAUCUCGAAUUCAUUUAACUGCUGAAUUAAGCAAAGAUACUGAUUGGGUUGUAUUGAAAUCUGUAAAAUUAGUACAAGCAUGUGUUGAUGUUUUGUCAAGUAAUGGAUGGUUAUCACCAGCAAUACAUGCAAUGGAAUUAUCACAAAUGUUAUCACAAGCAAUGUAUUCAAAUGAAUCUUAUAUGAAACAAUUACCUCAUUGUUCUCCUGAAUUGUUAGAAAGAUGUAAAGAAAAGAAAGUUGAAUCUAUAUUUGAAUUACUCGAAUUAAACGAUGAAGAUCGUGAUGAAAUUUUACAAAUGAAUCAGGCACAAUUAACUGAUGUUGCUAUAUUUUGUAAUAAUUAUCCAAGUAUUGAAGUUAAACAUGAACUUGUUAGUCAAAAAGCAAAUAUAGGACAACCAGUUGAAAUAAGAAUAGAACUUGAACGUGAAAACGAUGAAAAUGGUUUUGCACCACCAGUUGUAGCUCCAUUCUUUCCCCGUUAUCCUUAUCCUGCUGGUCGUGUCCCAUUUUAUUCACGUAAUUAUGUUCCAGAAAAUUUGGAAGAAGGAUGGUAUUUAGUUGUUGGUGAUCCUUUGAAUAAUCAAUUGCUUUCAAUUAAACGACUGACAGUAAAUAUAAAAGCACAACAUGUUCUUGAUUUUGUCCCAACAAUAUCUUCACAAAAAGCAAAUUAUAAAUUAUAUUUUAUUUGUGAUUCAUAUUUGGGUGCUGACCAAGAAUUUGAUCUUCCUUUGCGUGUUUCUGAGUCUUCAAGCUCGGCAACAACUGAAAAGGAUGGCGGAGGAGGAGGAAGAUCUUCUGAUCGCAAACGAAAACACGAAGAUGUUAAGGAUGCUAAAUAA